AUGUCCGCCCCAGACCACCCACCAAGCCCGCCAACCUCACGAGGCACCAUCCCAAAACCCUCCCCAGGCGGGCCCGGCGCGACGGCGAACCAGCUGAUGGACCACCUGCAGAAGCAGCUCAAGGACGGCGAGGGGCCCAGCGGCAGCGGGAGCGGCGACACGGCGUCCGUGGCCUCGGGCCAGUCGACCACCAGCAGCAGCGGGCGCAGGCGGCGCCGGCGCAACAAGAACGCCCUCGCCAGGCAGGCCGCCAGCGGGAACACGACGAACCUGACCGGCCCCGGGGGCGCCCACUCCCUCCUCGGGCUGAACGGGAACGGGGGCGGGUCGUCCGGGAUCGGGCCCAUGGUCCCGAAGCCGGCGGGCAGCGGGGACGGCAAGACGCCCAAGCUCAAGAUCGACCUGAACCUCGAGGCGAACCUGGAGCUGAAGGCGCACCUCAAGGGGGAUCUGUGCCUGAGCCUGGUGGUCGAGGAAAAGUACUCGGACCGCGCGAGCGCCGAGGUGAAGAUGCCCAGGGAGGGCGGGCACGUCACGACGGAGCUGUUCUACAUGCGGGUCGGCAGGCUGCGCUUCCGGCGCACCUGGGUCGACGAGCGGGCCUUUAUGCGCGGGCAGUUCUUCCUCACGGCGCUGUCGGCCGCGGCGCUGCUCCUCGCCGGGUUCCUGGCGGGCCUGUCUGCCUCGGGGUACGUGCACGCCCGCCAGCAGCAGCAGCAGCAGUUUUACGCGGGAGGAGGGCUGGGGCUGGGGCUGGUGGUGUCCUCGUCGGUGUCACCGCCAUCGUCGGCAUCGUCGUGGUCGGUUGAGGGUGAUGGCGUUGAUCUUUGUGGCUGUAAUAUACACACGGCGUUGGGGGCGGUUGGGAACACGACACUGCUGGGUUGA
Molecule: messenger RNA, 888 nt
Organism: Diaporthe batatas
Lineage: Eukaryota; Fungi; Ascomycota; Sordariomycetes; Diaporthales; Diaporthaceae
Exons: 2
Coding region: 1-888 (295 amino acids)
Source: RefSeq, a predicted model, not a curated record